UUUCUACUGUUCUCUCUCUAUCUUCCCCCCCCCCCCAAUCCUUUCUCUCCCUCGGGUCAAAAGAAAAACAAAGAAUUCAUCAUCCAUGGUUGGGCUUGGCGAUAGCAAUUCCAGUUGCAAUAAUAACAACAAAGCAAAAGACAAGAAGAGGAAGAAGAAGAAGAAGCGUGGGGGUAGCAAGCGGAAGAUGACCGCUGAGCAAACUCUGGCUUUCAAGUCGGUGACUGAAUGGGUUUAUUUGGAUCACCAGAAUUCUUCUUCCACAGCGGCCUUAUCUUCGUGGGUGGUGGAUGAUUUUGGGGUGCAGAAGAGUCUGGGAAGAGGCAUGGAGAAAGUGGUGUUUGAAUUGCAUUCCCAUUCUAAACAUAGUGAUGGGUUCUUGUCCCCUUCUAAGCUCGUUGAGAGAGCUCAUGGCAAUGGGGUGAAAGUUCUUGCUCUGACAGAUCAUGAUACAAUGUCUGGGAUCCCUGAGGCCAUAGAAACAGCUCGCAGAUUUGGUAUCAAGAUAAUCCCUGGUGUUGAGAUCAGCACAAUAUUCUCACCAAGGAACUCUGAAAUGGAGGAACCAGUGCACAUCCUUGCAUAUUACAGCAGCUGUGGCCCAACAAGGUAUGAGGAGCUGGAAACGUUCUUGGCUAACAUAAGGGAUGGACGUUAUCUCCGUGCAAAGGACAUGGUUUUGAAACUCAAUAAACUCAAGCUACCUCUUAAGUGGGAGCAUGUUACUAAGAUUGCAGGCAAGGGAGUGGCUCCUGGGAGACUGCAUGUAGCUCGAGCUAUGGUUGAAGCAGGUUAUGUAGAGAAUCUAAAACAAGCUUUUGCCAGAUAUUUAUAUGAUGGUGGACCUGCUUAUUCCACGGGAAGCGAGCCUCUUGCAGAAGAAGCAGUGCAGCUUAUAUGUGAAACAGGGGGUUUAGCAGUGCUGGCUCAUCCCUGGGCACUAAAGAAUCCUAUUCCCAUCAUAAGAAGGUUAAAAGAUGCAGGGCUUCAUGGAAUGGAGGUUUACAGAAGUGAUGGAAGAUUGGCAGCGUACAGUGACUUGGCAGAUACUUAUGACCUUUUGAAGCUUGGAGGAGCAGAUUAUCAUGGGAGAGGUGGGCAUGGUGAGUCUGAACUAGGAAGUGUGAACCUUCCAGUGUUGGUUUUGCAUGACUUUCUUAAGGUAGCUCGACCUAUCUGGUGUGGUGCCAUUAAGGACAUUUUAGAGACUUAUGCAGAGGAACCCUCUGAUUCAAAUCUAGCCAGGAUUGCAAGAUUUGGGAGGAUGGGCAGUUUCAGGGGAAGUUCUCCCUUGAGUUGUGGCCAGGACUUUAUUGAUUGUUGUUUAUCAUCCUGGUUGACUACCGAAGAAAGGCAGAAUGCUGAGUUUGAGGCUAUUAGAUUGAAGCUUUCCUAUAUUUCAAUCGAUCUGGGUGAAGUACAAGCUCCUAUAGGGAGUAAAUGAUGAUUGAAAAAGAUUACGACAUUUGCUUCUUGGAAUGAUGCUGAGAACACUGAGUGAUAGUUGAUUGAAAAAGAGUACGACAUUUGCUUCUUGGAAUGAUGCUGAGAACACUGAGUGGCAGAUUCUUUUCCUUUUGAAUAGUUUGGAAAAGACUGGAAUUUAAAAGUAGUCAUAGUCUGUGUUAGCUGCUGGGAUCUUGAUUCAACCGAGUCGUUUUAAUUUUUUUUUGGCCCUUUCUUAUUUUCUUGCCAGCAUGAAAAAACAUGUAUAUCAAUGUACCAUCUACUCGCUUUAUUCUCCUGUCUGUCCUUUCUAGAAGCUGAUAUAAUUCUUGUUUUCUAAAGGUUAAAAUAUAGAGUAUUCCUUUGGCUACUUGGAAUUCAUUCA
Theobroma cacao (cacao) is the source of this 1831-nucleotide messenger RNA. Its product is annotated as Polymerase/histidinol phosphatase-like protein. The record is from RefSeq and is a predicted model, not a curated record. Gene Ontology annotation, molecular function: 5'-3' RNA exonuclease activity; 5'-3' DNA exonuclease activity. Lineage: Eukaryota; Viridiplantae; Streptophyta; Magnoliopsida; Malvales; Malvaceae.